UGGGCAGGAGUCCUGAGCUUGUGUCCUUAUGGUUGCAGGGGUGUCCAGAAAGAGAGAAAGCGCAUCACAGACUUCCACAGCCUCUGCUGCAGUCGGCUUCCUCUCACAAUGUCACUGAGGAUGCACACACAGUCUCCCAGCACCCAGGAAGACAUGGCGUUCAACCUGACCAUCCUGUCCCUCACCGAGCUCCUCAGCCUGGGUGGGCUGCUGGGCAACGGAGUAGCCCUCUGGCUCCUCAGCCAGAAUGUCUACAGGAACCCCUUCUCCAUCUAUCUCUUGGAUGUGGCCUGCGCCGACCUCAUCUUUCUCUGCUGCCACAUGGUGGCCAUCAUCCCCGAGCUGCUGCGGGACCAACUGAAAUUCCCAGAAUUCAUACACAUCAGCCUGAUCAUGCUUCGCUUCUUCUGCUACAUUGUGGGCCUGAGCCUUCUCGCGGCCAUCAGCAUAGAGCAGUGCCUGGCCACCCUCUUCCCAGCCUGGUACCUGUGCCGCCGCCCGCGCUACCUGACUACCUGCGUGUGCGCCCUCAUCUGGGUGCUCUGCCUGCUCCUGGACCUGCUGCUGAGCGGCGCCUGCACCCAGUUCUUCGGGGCACCCAGCUACCACCUGUGUGGGAUGCUGUGGCUGGUGGUGGCAGUCCUCCUGGCUGCCCUGUGCUGUUCCAUGUGUGUGACCAGCCUGCUCCUGCUGCUGCGGGUGGAGCAUGGUCCAGAGAGGCACCAGCCCCGGGGCUUUACUACCCUGGUCUUGUUGUCCAUCCUUCUCUUCCUCUUCUGCGGUCUGCCCUUUGGCAUUUUCUGGCUGUCCAAGAACCUGUCCUGGCACACCCCCCUGUACUUCUACCACCUCAGCUUCUUCAUGGCCAGUGUGCACAGUUCAGCCAAGCCUGCUAUCUACUUUUUCUUGGGCAGCACCCUUGGCCGGAGGUUGCAGGAACCCCUCCGGCUGGUGCUCCAGCGGGCACUGGGGGAUGAGGCUGAGCUGGGGGCUGUGAGAGAGGCCUCCCAAGGGGGGCUUGUGGACAUGACCGUCUAAGACCAGUGGGUCACAUGAGCAGCUCCAGCCCGUGGGGACCAGAGUUGCUGCCUGAUGUAGGUAAGAGCUGGCAUCAGAGCUCCAUUAGUGAGAACCCGGAGGGACGUCUUUGAUGAUGACCCAGUCAUGUGACCCCUGAGAGGAUGCUGGGAAAGAGCAGACAGAGAGUGAUGUUUCUGUAGAGGGCCCGGGACUGUGCACGUUAGGCGGAGCUGCAGCACUGUCUCAUGACGGCUGCCUCCACGGCCAACCUGCCCCCACGGCUACAGCAAGGAGAGCGGUCAGGCAUGAGACAGGUUAGUCAUGUGGUGGGCAGCUGACUCUCCACCACAAGCAUCCUCCUAGCUGUGGAGUGUGGGGUGACUUUUCUCAGGGCCCCAUGCUCCUCCCUUUAGUGUGGAAUAAAUGACAUUAAAAUUGGAUGUUCAGUUAGGUAGGGGGAGUAAGUGGCUUGGAAGGCCAAACUAUAGCAGAAGGCAUCUUCCUGACCCCACAUUGCAGCCAGAGAGCAAAGCCUGCCUGGCUUCGGUUAGGGAUCAAGAGCAAAUCUGUCACAGGCUUGCCACCCCAGCUGCUUGAGAGGCCAUGGCAGGACCUUCAAACCAAGCACCUGGGCUACAUCUGUAACUCUAGUUCCAGGGUCUCUAUCUCCCUCUUUUGGCUUCUGCAGGCACUGCACCCACGUGAA
Psammomys obesus (fat sand rat) is the source of this 1726-nucleotide messenger RNA. It is a transcript of the gene Mrgpre, whose product is annotated as MAS related GPR family member E. Lineage: Eukaryota; Metazoa; Chordata; Mammalia; Rodentia; Muridae. Bases 109 to 1038 code for a protein of 309 amino acids. Gene Ontology annotation, cellular component: membrane. The transcript has a single exon. The record is from RefSeq and is a predicted model, not a curated record. Gene Ontology annotation, biological process: G protein-coupled receptor signaling pathway. Gene Ontology annotation, molecular function: G protein-coupled receptor activity.